Messenger RNA from Enterobius vermicularis (human pinworm), 222 nucleotides. NCBI's taxonomy places the organism in Eukaryota, Metazoa, Nematoda, Chromadorea, Rhabditida, Oxyuridae. The record is from the annotation of a GenBank genome assembly.
AUGUUAAGACAAACUAUUGUUGUUAUAUUCUUGGUACUGGCGAUACAGCUCGGCCAAAUUAUUGAAGCACAACAAGCCAACGGUGAUGUAGCCGGUUUACGAGUCAAAAGACAAUGGUGGCCAUACACGCCUUACUACUAUAGACCGAUGUAUGUACGUAAAGCUUUGGUACGGGCUACCCCUUGGGGGCCGCAAAUGGUGGAUCCAAGUGUGCCGUUGUAA